AAUGAAUAAUUAAUUAAUUCAAGUUGGCAACAUUUUCUUGUUAAAGAUAUAUACCAUUAUUUUACAUGGUCUUAAACUCCUUUAUUUGUUGGCUGGUCAAUCAUCUUGAAAAACACAAACAGGCAGAAACAAAAAUUAAUGACAUCUUAAUUGCAUUGUUUAGCUAUUUCAUCCAUGGAAAAUCAUGCGUCAAAGUGGCACAACGUUGAAUCUGUUCCAGAAACCCAUAUUUUCCCAGUGGAAGAUAGAGCUGGCAACGAACCAAUCCCUCUGUGUCACACAAUCCCAAUCAUUGACCUUGCUAAUUCACACGCACUUCACCAAAUCAUGCAAGCCAGCAAACAAUAUGGUUUCUUCCAGGUGAGGAAUCACGGAGUGGGCGAGGAUGUGAUAGGCAAUGCAGUAGAGGUGUUGGAGGAGCUAUUUGGGCGGGAAAGUGAGGAAAUCUCAAAGGAGGCUAAAGCAAACGGAUGGGUGUAUAUGGGAAGCAGCAGUUUGGCCAUAAAAGGUGCUCAUUUGUGGAGGGACAAUAUCAAGCAUCCAUGCCACCCUUUGGAGGACUCCAUGCAACAUUGGCCCCACAACCCCACUCGAUACAGACAAGUUGUGGCAAGGUACAUAGAGGGAAUAAGGGGGUUGAGUUUGAGAAUUUUGAAGUUGAUUUGUCAAGGAUUAGGGCUUGAGAAGGGAUAUCUUGGAGAGAUGAGCCAAGUGCAGUUCCUCACAGCAAGCAACUACCCGGCCUGCCCCGACCCGGCUUUGACACUUGGGCUUCUCCCACAUUUUGAUCACAGCCUCAUCACAAUAUUAUCUCAAGGAAAUGCUCAAGGCCUUCAAGUCAUGGUGAAUGGAAAGUGGAUGGGAGUUGAGGUUGUACCUAAUGCCUUUGUAGUCAACAUUGGCACCCAAAUUCAGAUUGUAAGUAACGGGAAGCUAAGAAGUGUGGAGCAUAGGGUGGUGGCGAAUCCGAAGCAAGGAAGAACAACCAUUGCCACAUUCAUCAAUCCAAGGCCAGACUGCAUAAUUGAACCUGCAAAAUUAUUUGUGAAUGAAGCCACUCCUCCUCUCUAUCCAUCACUCUCAUUUAAGGAAUUUGUUAAUGUUUCUAAACCUUUUGGCCCUUUCACUGAUGCACUUACCCUCCAAAAUUAAUUUCUAAGUUUGACAUGUUAUAUAUAUCAUUCAUAGUUGGUGCUGAAAUGGUCUUGUUUGUUAGCAAGAAUAAUUCUUUUAUGUAUAUGUGUUUUCUAUUAUGUUAUAGUGAGACUUCUUCCCAAACA
Salvia miltiorrhiza (redroot sage) is the source of this 1280-nucleotide messenger RNA. Its product is annotated as hyoscyamine 6-dioxygenase-like. Lineage: Eukaryota; Viridiplantae; Streptophyta; Magnoliopsida; Lamiales; Lamiaceae. The coding region runs from base 175 to 1152 and encodes 325 amino acids. The record is from RefSeq and is a predicted model, not a curated record. The transcript is spliced from 4 exons.